Messenger RNA from Stereum hirsutum FP-91666 SS1, 366 nucleotides. RefSeq lists its product as uncharacterized. The record is from RefSeq and is a predicted model, not a curated record. Bases 1 to 366 code for a protein of 121 amino acids. The transcript is spliced from 4 exons. NCBI's taxonomy places the organism in Eukaryota, Fungi, Basidiomycota, Agaricomycetes, Russulales, Stereaceae.
AUGAAAUUUCCUCGUUACCGUGAAUCCUAUGUGCGACGUUUCCAUCCUUAUUCUCGCACGUCGCCUUCUAACCACGAGACUGCAGCACUCAUCUCGGAAGCCGAAUACCAGAUGGCCCUCUCCCGCCAGCCGAGGUCAAGCUUUGCCUUGCCGUCCUUUAUGUUCGAAGGCGGCGAGAUACAAAUUGUACCCUCCGCGCCUGGUAGCGGGGACGCUUUCGACGUGCAGACCCCGGCGGGGCGUCGUAGGAUGAGAUUGAUGAUAGACUAUCUGGUGACAUGUCUUGAUGUUAUUCUGAGGAGGAAGCGAGAGGAGAAGCUAGAGGAGAGGGGGAGGGAGGAAGAUAGCGGAGAAGUCUACCUCUGA